CACACGACGGCGUCACAUCUGGUGCGUGCAGAAGUCAUUUUGGGAAUGCGGUAUCAGGAAAAAGCAGCGGUAUUCACUUAUAGCUUUGUAAUCGACAGGCUUAAUGCGUUUAUAUAGUCAUGAAUGGGGCAAUUAUGCCUUCGACCUUAAGGUGAUACACUUAAAAAUGCCCUAUGUGUAUCGCACUGUGUUAGAAGAUGGCGGAGUCGGAUGGUGGGGAUGUCGCCUCGAAUCGUCCGCAGAACAGUAUGGCUAACAAGAAUGGCACACUGCGUUGCACAUUCUCAGCCCCGAGCCAUAGUGCUACUUUGCUGCAGGGUUUGUCCGUCUUGCGGGACCAAGGGCAGCUUCUGGACGUAGUGUUGGCUAUCAACGAGGAGCGUUUCCAAGUCCACAAGGCAGUGCUGGCAUCCUGCAGUGACUACUUCAGAGCUAUGUUCACAGGAGGUAUGAGGGAGUCAAACCAGGACACCAUUGAGCUGAAAGGCUUGUCAGCUCGAGGGCUGAAACACAUAAUUGAUUUUGCUUACAGUGCAGAGGUCAUUUUAGAUCUGGACUGCAUUCAGGAUGUUCUAGGGGCAGCGGUUUUCCUCCAGAUGGUCCCAGUAGUGGAGCUCUGUGAGGAGUUUCUCAAGUCAGCCAUGAGUGUGGAAACCUGCUUGAACAUUGGCCAAAUGGCCACUACCUUCAACCUCUCCUCUCUCAAGGAGUCUGUGGACACCUUCACAUUCCGGCACUUUCUACAGAUCGCAGAGGAGGACGACUUCCUCCACAUCCCAAUGGAGCGCCUGGUUUUCUUCCUGCAGAGCAACAAGCUGAAGAACUGUGGCGAGAUCGACCUUUUCCACGCCGCCAUCCGUUGGCUGCAGCACGACGACGCCCGUCGAGCCAAAGCCAAUCAGGUGCUCUGCCAUGUGCGCUUCCCCCUCAUGCGCUCCUCAGAGCUGGUGGACAGCGUCCAGACAGUAGACAUCAUGGUGGAGGAUGUGCUAUGCAGACAGUAUCUCCUGGAGGCCUUCAACUAUCAGAUCCUCCCCUUCCGUCAGCAUGAGAUGCAGUCUGCACGAACCCUGAUCCGCUCCGACGUCAUGUCGCUGAUCACCUUCGGAGGCACGCCCUACACGGACAACGACCGCACUGUGAGCAGCAAGGUGUACUACCUACCAGAAAUCUCCUCCCGACAGUUCAAAGAGUUGGCAGAAAUGGAGACGGGAUGCAGCCAUGCUUGCGUCUCGGUGCUUGACAACUUUGUCUACGUGGUCGGCGGUCAGCACUUGCAGUACCGUAGCGGGGAAGGUGCGGUGGACAUCUGCUUCCGCUAUGACCCGCACCUCAGCCAAUGGCUGCGCAUCCAGCCCAUGCAAGAGGGACGGAUCCAGUUCCAGCUCAAUAUGCUGCAGGGACGACUCUACGCCACUGGGGGGCGCAAUCGAUCCGGCAGCCUGUCUUCCGUCGAAUGCUACUGCCCCAAGAAGAACGAGUGGACUUACGUAGAGCCACUGAAACGCAGAAUUUGGGGCCAUGCUGGAACUUCCUGUGGAGAGAGGCUCUACAUCUCAGGGGGCUAUGGUGUGUCGGUGGAUGAUAAGAAAACAUUGCAUUGUUACGACCCCGCGACCGACCAGUGGGACUUCAGAACCCCCAUGAACGAGCCGAGAGUGCUCCACGCCAUGAUAAGCGCCAAAGACCGCGUUUAUGCCUUGGGGGGUCGCAUGGAUCACGUUGACCGCUGCUUCGAUGUACUGGCAGUUGAGUAUUACAUUCCAGAGAAUGAUCAGUGGACUACAGUUAGCCCCAUGCGCGCAGGGCAAUCAGAAGCAGGCUGCUGCUUACUGGAUAAAAAAAUCUACAUUGUGGGAGGGUACAACUGGCACCUGAACAAUGUGACAAGCAUUGUGCAGGUUUACAACACAGAGACCGAUGAGUGGGAGAGGGAUCUGCAUUUCCCAGAGUCCUUUGCGGGGACUGCGUGUACACCAAUAAUACUACGACAAACCACCACCCAACGUUAAUCCUCAAGCACUUGGACCAUGACUGGAUAUUGUGCAUUCCUAGUGCUUACUGAUCCGUUGUUCAAUAGAAAUGUGGAACUCUACAUAUACUAUUGUAAUCUCUGUGGUAAUCCUGAUUUGAUGUGUGUGUGUUUGAAAGAAUGACUGCAAAUAGGAAGUAUGUUAUUUUGCUAUAUACACAUUCUGUUUUCAUUUCCUUUAGUUUGUGGUCCAUGUACAAUGUUAUCAUGAGCUGUUUUUAAGACCAGGACUUAUAUAAAUAUGAAUGUAGCCUUUAAACUGAGGUUGAGGUAUAGUCAAUCCUUAAAGAUUGAAGUGAGAAGGAGAGAGUGAAAUAUCAAAGGUUUUUGAGUUUCAGUGAGCCAUUAAGUACAAAGUUGUUUUCCAUGGUGAAAAAUAAUUUAUGACCACAAUGAUUGUAUAGGACCUGGAGCAUCUGGUUGCAUGCUUGUUUUUUUUCUCCGUGUUUUGAAAUGUUGUAUUUUAUGCUUUUACUCCAUGAAUGUCUCAAUACUAACCUGUCUGUCAACUUAUAUAUGCGUAACUCAGUGGAGGCCAACAACUGUUAAUUUAAAAUUUAAAAUGCACUUUUGCUAGACAGUUUAAAAAGAGAAGGGGGAUUGUGGAACAGAAACAUCCAAAUCAGCAUUUUUGCAACAUAACACAAGUUUUCCAUUGAUAUAAUUGUAAUAAAUACGUUCAUGGAUUUACAUACACAGAAAUACAACAUUUGAUUUGUCAUUGAGCUUUCUGUUCUUUUUACUUCACAUUGAAACGUAAUAGAAUAUUCAACCUUGGUGGCCAUUGAAAAUACAAUUUAUCUCCCAUGGCAGCUAAAUCCCUCCACUAAUCAUCCUUCAACCCGAGCAAUUAUUGUCCCUUACUUAAACACAAAUUUUGCUUAGUCAAAGACCGUGGAAACCAUUUGGGUGACGGUUUGGGUUGUUCUUGUCUUUCUUGUACAUGUAGCUCAACUGGAAAUGUGUUUGGAUCGCAAGUUUUAGAAAGUAUGUUUUUUGUAUCAUAAAUUUGGAGGCUGAAAAGGUAAGACAUGUAAGAGGAGUGUGGGAGAGAAGGGAAAUCAACUCUUAUUUAAGUUCCUUUUCCCCCACUAGAACGAUAAGUGAAUGUUUUCACAAAUGUAUCUCUCAGUACAGUGAGACAUUAAAAUAUACUUGAGGUUACUAUUUUACAGUACAAAUCCAAGCUAAGAAUACAGGUUUUGAUUUUAAGUACACGACAAUUAACUGACUACCUACAUGUGCACCUGUUGAACAAAUGUCACCUGUUUGCCUUAGUGUAAGUGUUUUUGUGAAAUGUUGUCUUUCCAAAUCAGAAGCACAAUGUCAAUUGAUAAUGUGGGGCAUUAUCAAUUGAAUCCACUGUCAUCAAAUGGGGAAUGUAGACUUUUGUGUACCUGUAUGUCUAACUUGAAUUA
Hypomesus transpacificus is the source of this 3450-nucleotide messenger RNA. It is a transcript of the gene klhl26, whose product is annotated as kelch-like family member 26. The record is from RefSeq and is a predicted model, not a curated record. Bases 198 to 2012 code for a protein of 604 amino acids. Lineage: Eukaryota; Metazoa; Chordata; Actinopteri; Osmeriformes; Osmeridae. Gene Ontology annotation, molecular function: protein binding. The transcript is spliced from 3 exons.